Messenger RNA from Sardina pilchardus (European sardine), 971 nucleotides. RefSeq names its product class I histocompatibility antigen, F10 alpha chain-like. The annotation marks the transcript as partial. The record is from RefSeq and is a predicted model, not a curated record. Gene Ontology annotation, cellular component: external side of plasma membrane. Lineage: Eukaryota; Metazoa; Chordata; Actinopteri; Clupeiformes; Clupeidae. Gene Ontology annotation, biological process: immune response. The transcript has 3 exons.
GAUCUAAUGUACCUGUGCACACAACACAGGUGAUAUCACUAAUAUCUGAUCUACCUGUGCACAUAACACAGGUGAUUUCACUAAUGAUCUGAGCUAUCUGUGCACAUAACACAGGUGAUAUCACUAAUAUCUCAUCUACCUGGCUGCUAAUGAGGAUGAGCUGCUUUACUAAACGGUUGGACCAAAUACUAGGCAGGACUUUUACUUUCUGAACCCGGGAUGUCCGUCUCUGAUUUACAGUGUCCUGUCUCAUCCAUCUGUGUUCUUCAGAGCUCCACACCCUGCAGUACUUCUACACCGCUACAUCAGGAAUCCCAGUCCUUCCACCGUUUAUAAGCGUUGGGGUGGUGGAUGGUCUGGAAAUUAGUUACUAUGACAGCAAUCGGAAAAGGAACGUUCCCAAGCAGAUGUGGAUGAAGCAACUGGAUCAGGAUUACUGGGAUUCAGAGACAGAACUGUCUAAGAUGUAUGAGCGGAUCUUCAGGGUGGACUUAAACAUUUUACGGCGACGCUUUAAUCAUACUGAAGGAGUGCAUGUCUUGCAGAGGACGUAUGGCUGUCAGUGGGAUGAUAAAACCGGAGCCACUGAUGGUUAUGAACAUUGUGGUUAUGAUGGAGAGGACUUCCUCUCACUAGACCUGGAGAGCAUGAGAUGGAUCGCAGCAGUGCCACAGGCACUCCCAAGCAAACUAAAGUGGGACAACACAGAACGUUUUGUAAAGAGGGACGUUUAUUUCAAAGAGACGUGUGUUGAUUGGCUGAAGAGAUAUCUUCAUUAUGGGAGCAGCACUCUGGGGAGGAAAGUCCCCCCAGAGGUCUCUGUGUUCCAGAGGGACUCUUCAGCGGUGUGCCAUGCAACAGGUUUCUACCCUGAGGGAGUGAUGAUCACCUGGAAGAGAGAUGGAGAGGAGAUGCAGGAGGAUGUGUAUGCUGAGGAGACGCUGCCCAAUGAGGAUGGAACCUUCCAGAAG